Messenger RNA from Paramecium tetraurelia, 724 nucleotides. RefSeq lists its product as uncharacterized. NCBI's taxonomy places the organism in Eukaryota, Ciliophora, Oligohymenophorea, Peniculida, Parameciidae. The record is from RefSeq and is a predicted model, not a curated record. Gene Ontology annotation, molecular function: GTP binding; GTPase activity. The transcript has 5 exons.
AUGGCCUAAAAUACAACAAGUGGACCUAUGCAAAAGUUUAAAAUUGUCUUCUUAGGUAAUCAAUCAGUUGGAAAGACAUCAAUAAUUAAUCGAUUUAUAUUUGACAAUUUCACAGGCAAUGAAUAGCCUACUGUUGGCAUUGAUUUCAUUUCUAAGACACUUCAAGUUGAUAACAAAUCAGUCAGAUUGUAAUUAUGGGAUACUGCAGGAUAGGAGAGAUUCAGAUCUCUUAUUCCUAGUUAUAUAAGAGAUUCCCAAGCCGCCAUUAUAUGCUACGAUAUCACAAACGAGAAAUCCUUUUAAGAUUUGUAAAAAUGGAUUGAAGAUGUGAAAGAUGAAAGAGGAGAUGAAGUUUUAAUUUAUAUUUUGGGAAAUAAGAUAGAUCUAGAUCAAGAGAGGGUAAUUCAAACUGAUGUCGGUGAAGCAAAAGCCAAAGAAUUAGGAGCCUCAUUUUCAGAAGUUUCAGCUAAAAGUGCCCACAAUGUUUCAGAAUUCUUCAAAAAACUAUCCUAUGAUUUACAAGGAAACCCAAACGAAUAGCAAUAGUAACAGCAACCUUUACCACAAAAGGUUCCAUCAUAGCAAUAAUAGCCGAAUCAACCCAUAUAAAUAAAACCAAAUGAAUCAGCAGAUGAUAAAAAACAAGGAAGCGGAUGUUGUUGAACAUUAAUUUAUAUAAUUUUAUUGUUCUGCACAAAUAUUAACCUAUUUAUUAUUAGAAUUA